AUGCGCAGCCCCUGUCAGAUACAUGGCAGGCUCUUCAAAGAGGAUGACCUCCAGGAGCAGAAUGAGAAUCAGGCUUUCCUGGCCUUGAUCGAUGAGAUUUUUGUCUUUAUCCACUUACUUGGGGUCUCAAGCAACACGCUGGUGGCUACCAGCCAUGACAUGCUGACACUCAACAACUGCUUUCUUUUCCAGAGGAAAGGGUCAUUAAUUAUAAUGAUUUUAGGAGGCCCGAAAGAGGAUGUAAGAUUUCAUGAUGAAGGUUUUGCUUAUACUUUUGAGCUUUCGUGUCUGAAACUGACAGAGAUGCCAUGUAAAGCAGCUGCUCAUAGUGCAACAUUAGCAGUUGGUGUCACUAGAGAAAUAACAGACCAGAUCACCACCUCACAGACAGCUCAGAGAUGCGAUAUGGAAAACAAUUCCUGGACUAAGGUAGUGCCUAUAGGUUUGGUCUUCCACAUCAUGGUGACUUGUGGAGGAGUACUGUACUCCCUUGGGGACUGUGCUGACGGAAGAAAAUAGGUCUCUAACACUUUCAAGUACGGUGAUGGGAGGAAAGAGAACUGGACUCUGACUGGGAAAACAAGUAUUCCCACGGAUGCUACUGCUUUGAUCACCAAGGAAAAAAAAGUCAAGCUAAUUUAUAUUGUGACAAGGCAGCUGAAUGGAGGCUUCCUAUAUGUUCAGAUGGUAGACUACUUUGAGACUCAGAUAGGGAAAGUGGUGCAAUACCUCACCUUCCGUAUUGAAUUCAACCAUCAACUGUUGUUGUCUUUAUCCCAGGAGAACAUCCUGAGUGUGCACAGCUCCAAAAAAAAAUUUUUGGAUAUCAACUUGCAGAAAAAGAUGAGCAAAUUCAUGAACAUGGUUGUGAUAUUACCAAAUACCUGCACUUCAGAUUUGUUGCAUGCAGUGUGCUCAGUUGGAGACUACAAGGAGGUCCCUCCUGUUUGGAAACAUUGUUUAUGCAGAUGA
This is a messenger RNA of Balearica regulorum gibbericeps (East African grey crowned-crane), 972 nucleotides long. Lineage: Eukaryota; Metazoa; Chordata; Aves; Gruiformes; Gruidae. The record is from RefSeq and is a predicted model, not a curated record.